GGUAGCCUGUAAAGGCUGAAGCAGGGCAUCGGCGAUCUGUCAUUGAAUUUAAGUUGAAUUUUUGUCAAGCGAUAAGCACUUGACAGCUUCAUAUUUGCACAGCUUUUCAUACUGCAGUACAAGCCACAGUGAUGUGAGUAUGCUGUAUGUGAUGGCUUAUCGGCUUCUUGUCAUUACCUCGGCUGUGAUAGCUUACCUGUCCACACCUGUCAAGGCAGAAACCAGCCAAUCCACUGAAGCUACCCAGCAGUCCUCUCUUGUCAUGAUAUUUGGAUCUUGGUCAGACUUUUGGCUGCUUCGUCUCAUGCUGAAUCUUCUGGGUUAUGCUACUGUGGUAGUGCCGGCAGCUUUACUCAUACGACACCUCAAGAAAAUUAAAUACAACGAAACAGCGGGGCCUGGCUUCCUGCCUAACCUGGUGAAGCUGUGUGUGUUUGGGAAGGACCACGAGAAGGCAGCGGUUGUGGAGGAGACUUCUAAAGCUGCUGAGUCUAACCCCACAGAGAGGAGUCUCUGGCACAGCUUUCUUCUGCUCGUCGUCUGUUUUGUGGGACUCCAGACCUCCUACUUAACAUGGGGAGUUCUGCAGGAGCGCAUCAUGACCACAGAGUAUGGGAAAACAGACCUGUAUCCAGGAGAAAAGUUCACAAACUCACAGUUUUUGGUGUUCAUGAACAGAAUUCUAGCAUUUGUCUUGGCACUGUUUGUGAUAAUUCUUCGUCACCAGCCGAAGCACACAGCUCCGCUGUACAAAUACUCCUACAGUUCCUUCUCCAACAUAAUGAGCAGCUGGUGUCAGUACGAGGCCCUGAAAUUUGUCAGCUUCCCAACGCAAGUCCUUGCCAAAGCUUCAAAGAUCAUUCCCGUGAUGCUUAUGGGGAAAGUUAUCUCCAAGAAAUCCUACGAAUAUUAUGAGUAUUUGACAGCGGCCAUGAUAUCUAUGGGGGUUAGCCUCUUCCUGCUCACAAGCGGAGACGUGACCAAGAAAAACGACAAUGUCACCACACUUUCAGGAGUCAUGCUGUUGCUAGGCUACAUGAUUUUUGACAGUUUCACGUCAAACUGGCAAGGAGAGCUGUUCAAGUCCUACAAGAUGUCGUCCAUCCAGAUGAUGGCUGGCGUGAACCUCUUCUCGUGUCUUUUCACCAUGACGUCAUUGUUGGAGCAGGGCGGGUUCUUCGAGUCGGUCGUCUUCAUGGGGAGGCACCCAAGUAUUGUUCUAGAGAUCUGCAUCUUAAGCGUGUGUUCAGCCACUGGCCAGCUGUUCAUCUUUUACACCAUCUCCCAGUUUGGCCCAGUCACCUUCACCAUCAUGAUGACAGUCAGGCAGGGGUUGGCCAUCUUCCUCUCCUGCAUCAUUUACCAUCAUCCAAUGACAGUUGCUGGCUUCGUUGGCGUGCUCAUUGUUUUUGCAGCAAUGUUUUUGCGGAUUUACGCCGGGCAAAAGAAGAGGAGGAUCAAUGCAGCCUUGAAGGCUGCUGCUGCUGCAGAUAAUGUGUCAAAAGUUUAA
Molecule: messenger RNA, 1510 nt
Organism: Liolophura sinensis
Lineage: Eukaryota; Metazoa; Mollusca; Polyplacophora; Chitonida; Chitonidae
Product: adenosine 3'-phospho 5'-phosphosulfate transporter 1-like
Exons: 3
Coding region: 140-1510 (456 amino acids)
Biological process (GO): transmembrane transport; 3'-phosphoadenosine 5'-phosphosulfate transport
Cellular component (GO): Golgi membrane; endoplasmic reticulum membrane
Molecular function (GO): 3'-phosphoadenosine 5'-phosphosulfate transmembrane transporter activity
Source: RefSeq, a predicted model, not a curated record